Talaromyces rugulosus is the source of this 2043-nucleotide messenger RNA. RefSeq lists its product as uncharacterized. Lineage: Eukaryota; Fungi; Ascomycota; Eurotiomycetes; Eurotiales; Trichocomaceae. The transcript has 6 exons. Bases 1 to 2043 code for a protein of 680 amino acids. The record is from RefSeq and is a predicted model, not a curated record.
AUGGCGACGACCUUUGACGAGAAGAUCCCCUUCUCUAGCAAUGGGCUCGAGUUCUACGGGCUCUUCAAGCGCGGUCUGAGAGUGCGCGCGCUGCCGCUGAUUGUGCUGUUGCACGGCGGAGGAGCUACCGCUGCGUUCUUCGACAACCCAGUUGUUUCCUACGUCAAAGACUACAACAAACUAGGCCACGAUGUGCUCAACAUCUACCGUCCCGGGUACGGCGGCACGCCGACGCCAACCACCGAGACACCGAUUCGCGACUCCACCCCGGUGUUUAUCGAGUUCAUCGAAAAGGUAUACAACGAGAAAUCCGCUGCCAAACACAACAACAGCGGAAUCAUCCUGAUAGGCCACUCGCUCGGUGGCGGGUUCGCGCUCGCUGUGACCUACGAGGCGCGCGAUAGACUGCCUGUCCUGGGCGUCAGUUCCAUGGGUUGUCUGCCGACACCGAAUCAUAUUCGCAUAAUCCCUGAGCCGGAUACUGAGCCGGAUAACCCGCGGUAUGUGACUGAGAACACGCCGGAGAAUAUCAAAAAGUACAUGGGCGAGAUUGACUGGGUGGAUCUGGAUGGCUUGACUAAGGAGCUAAUCGAGACGGUUUUUGAGCCUGGCGUCAAAUCCGAAAUCCGAGAGUACCUGACCAAGGGGCUUUACGAGUACAUGGUAGACGAGGUCUUCCCUGGCAUCACCGUGCCCGUGCAGUAUCUCGCCGGCGAAUCCGAGAUCCUCUGGGAGAGUGAGGAAGAAGGCCAACCCAUCUUUGCAGGGCUGGCCUCUCGCUUCCGGAAUGCCCCCGAGGUCGACUCUGGCAUCUUGCCGCGCGGCGGCCACAACUAUGAGUUUUCCAAGAACGUUGGCUUGUUGUUGGACAGGAGGCACAAGUUUGUGCAGAGUGCAAUAGCAAGAAAUAAAGCAUCGCCCAUUGCCAAUGGCGAUCACGCCGGAGAUGCCUUCACGUCUGUACCGGUCCUUGACUACGCCGAAACAACAGCCUCGCCAAAGUCUCGAUUAAAUUUCCUGAAGCAGCUCAAAGACGCGAUUGUCAACGUCGGAUUCUUCUAUUUGAACAACACCGGCGUUCCCGACGAAGUCCAGCAAGUCUUUACGGAGCAGGCGAUUGCACUAUUCAACCUCCCGUUGGAGAAGAAGCUCGAAAUCGAAAUGGUCAACAGCAAGCAUUUUCUCGGUUAUGCGCGAUUAGGGCAGGAGGUAACUGCGCGGAAGAAUGACUAUCGCGAACAAUUCGACUUUGCCACGGAGCUGCCAGCUCCUGGUCCGGAGGAGCCUCUAUAUCGAAACUUGCGAGGACCGAACCAAUGGCCCGACGCAGAAUCUCUCCCCCAGUUUCGACCUGCGCUCGAGGGCUAUCUCGACCAAAUCGACAAACUAGCAAAGUCGUUCAAGUCCCUUGUCGCCGAAGCCUUAGACCUACCAUCCAACGCAUUCAGCCAAUUCUUCGACAAUCCACAACAGAACAAACUCAAACUAAUCAAAUACCCUGAGCCACUGGCCGAGGAAAACUCGCAGGGGGUUGGCCCGCACAAGGACUCGUGCUUUCUGACGUUUCUCCUCCAGGGCACGCCGCACACGGGUCUCGAAGUGCAGAAUAAAGCUGGUACAUGGCUGCCCGUGAAGCCCAUCCCGGGAACACUCGUGAUCAACAUCGGCCGCGCUCUUGAAGCCAUCACCGGCGGCGUGUGCACUGCAACUACACACCGCGUGAACCUGCAUCGGGAAAACUACAUUGAUCAUGCGAGCGGAAAAUCUCUAGGCGCGCGUUUCUCGUUCGCCGUGUUCCAGGGCGUCAGUCUGGAUCUAGGUGUGCAAAAGAUCAAUGUCGAUAUCCCAGAGCAUAUCAAGGACUUGGUCAAGGACGACAAGGUCAGGUCCGAUGCAGAGGCAACAUUCAACCAAAUGUUUACGGGCAAUAUCGGCGAGGGCACGCUCAUCGCACGCAUCACAAGCCACCAAGAUGUCGCGCAGAGGUGGUAUCCGGAGCUGCUAGAGCAGGCGUUGAAAGCGCAGAAAGACGGAUAUCAAUGA